AUGGAUCAUUUCUCGCAGCCCUCUAACUUUGUUGACUUGUUGACAAGUCAACACGAACCAUCACUGAAUGAUGGUUUUCACUCUAUCGACCAAGAACCCUUAUUCAGCACUCAGUGUUCAUUAGCAACUAACGUUGGUGAUACAACUGGUCACCGAGUGGAUAGGAGGACUUGGGCGGCCAAUGGGGAUGUGCUUCUUAUAAGCGCUUGGCUUAACACAAGCAAAGACCCUAUUGUCAGUAACGAGCAGAAGUCCGGAACAUUUUGGAAGAGGAUAGCCAUUUACUACGCAGACAAUAUGAACCCAUCGAUGAGUGCACCGCGCGAAGCCGGCCAAUGCAAGCAAAGGUGGCACAAGAUCAAUGAUCUUGUGUGCAAGUUCUGUGGGGCGUUUGAGGCAGCAACGAGGGAAAAGAGCAAUGGAAUGAAUGACAACGACAUCUUAAAAAUGGCUCACCAGAUCUACUUCAGUGAUCAGAAGAAGAAAUUCAACUUGGAACACGCAUUGAAAGAGUUGCGAAAUGACCAAAAGUGGGCUGAACUGUCGACCUUGAAAACGGAUCAUCCCUCGAAAAAAAGAAGGUCUGAAGAAGUUCCCUUCACACCAAGUCCUGAGGUCGAGGAAAUAAGUGCUGGUGAGCAUGGUCAAGGUAGCAAAAGGCCACCUGGUGUGAAGGCGGCGAAAGCAAAAGGAAAGAGGCCAACGAGUGAAGCAAAGUCUGCGGUUGAGUUUGGGGGUAUGUGGGUUUUUAGGGAAAAGGAGAUGGCCCUCAAAGAGAGGCUCUCGAAGAUUUCUCUUCUAGACAGUCUUAUUGCCAGGAAAGAUACAUUGGCCGAAUACGAGGAUAACCUGAAGAAGACGCUUAUCCAACAGCUAUUCUAG
This is a messenger RNA of Eutrema salsugineum, 882 nucleotides long. Its product is annotated as glutathione S-transferase T3-like. The transcript has a single exon. NCBI's taxonomy places the organism in Eukaryota, Viridiplantae, Streptophyta, Magnoliopsida, Brassicales, Brassicaceae. The coding region runs from base 1 to 882 and encodes 293 amino acids. The record is from RefSeq and is a predicted model, not a curated record.